CCACGUGACCCGGCCGGCUGCACCCGGACCUAGCCCGCACCCCGCGGGUCGCGCAGAUCAGGUGCUCUGCGCCCCGCGCCCUGCCUCGCCCCCCUGCGCCCUACCUGGCCCCGUGCUUCCCGCGCCCUCCCUGGCCCGGACUAUCCUGCUUUGCCCCAGAGCGCCCGGACCCGACGCCCUACCUGGUCGCCUGCCUUCCUUCGCCGGACCAGAGAGAGCAACCCCGGGAACAGGGCCAGGGCCUGCCCGUCCCUAGAAAGCAGCUGGUGUGACCCCGACAAGCAAGAUGGGGAGAAAACUGGAUCUUUCCAAGCUCACGGAUGAAGAGGCCAAGCACGUCUGGGAAGUGGUUCAGAGGGACUUUGAUCUGAGAAGGAAAGAAGAGGAAAGACUGGAGGGGUUGAAGGGCCGGAUUAAGAAGGAGAGCUCCCAGAGAGAGCUGCUUGCUGACACAGCACACCUGAAUGAGACCCACUGUGCCCGCUGUCUGCAGCCCUACCGGCUCCUUGCAACCCCCAGAAGGCAGUGCCUGGACUGUCGCCUCUUCACCUGCCAGAACUGCAGCCAUGCUCACCCGGAGGAGCAGGGCUGGCUCUGUGACCCCUGCCACCUGGCCAGGGUUGUGAAGAUUGGCUCUCUGGAGUGGUACCACCAGCACCUGAGAGCCCGCUUCAAGCGCUUCGGGAGUGCCAAAGUGAUCCGUUCCCUGUGCGGACGGCUGCAGGGGGCAGGUUUACCUGACAGAGCGCGAGGCUCGCCUGACAUCCACAGUGGGCCUGAGGCAAGCGCUGGCGAGGGAAGUGGAGAUAGUGAGCAGACAGAUGAGGAUGGGGAACUGGACACAGCAGCCCAGGCCCAGCCCAUUGGCAGCAAAAAAAAGCGUCUCUCCAUUCACGACUUGGACUUUGAGGCUGACUCUGACGACUCAACUUGGUCUGGCAGUCACCCCCCAGAUUCGUCCCCAGUGCCAGCAGCCAUGGACAGCCUGCAGGUCCCGUGUGCUCAAACCUUCACGGAUGAACCCUGUGCCAAGGACGCCUCCCCAGAGGCCAUGGUUGCCCCUGGAUGCCACCCCCCUCCAGAAGAGCAGACGGACAGCCUCUCCCCUGCGGGACAGGACACCCUCACUGAGCUCUGCGUCCCUGGAGAGUCCCGCAGGACAGCCCUGGGAACUGCUGCUGCAGCUGGGAAGAGCAUCACCAGGAGUGAGCGGCUCCCCUCCCAGUAUCUGGCCGAAAUGGACACCUCGGAGGACGAUGGCGAGAGCCCCGGGGCUCCCCACGCUGCCUUCCACCCAUGCGGAGGAGGAGGCCACACCCCGUCCCAGAGUCAGUGUCUCCCAGGCUGCGAGCCCACAGAUGCCGACAGAGAAGAGGAGACCCUCAGGAGGAAGCUGGAGGAGCUGACCAGCCACAUAAGUGACCAAGGAGCCUCGUCCGAGGAGGAGGGGAGCAAGGAGGAAGAAGCAGAACUGGACAGGAGCCCCUCCAUCAGGGACCUCCCGGGGGCAGGCCUGGAGGUGAGCGGGGCUGUGGGCCAGACGUACAGACAGGAAACCAUCCCCGGGGACCCUCAGGACCUUGUGCAGCCCAGCAGGACCACAGACAAGGAGCUGCUGGAGCUGGAGGACAGAGUGGCUGUCACAGCCUCAGAGGUUCAUCAGGUGGAGAGUGAGGUCUCCAACAUCAAGUCCAAGAUUGCCGCCUUGCAGGCUGCAGGGCUCACCGUGAAGCCUUCGGGAAAGCCCCGGAGGAAAUCUAACCUGCCGAUAUUUCUUCCCCGGCUUGCUGAGAGACUGGACCGGAAUCAUAAGGAUCCGAACGCAGACCCCAUGGAGGAGAUGACAGUGGCGCCCUAUCUUCUCAGAAGGAAGUUCACUAAUUCCCCGAAAAGCCAAGGUAAAGACGGGACCUCCUUUCAUCGGCAGUCGGCGUACCGCGGGUCCCUGACACAGAGAAACCCCAACAGCAGGAAGGGGGUGGCCAACCACAGCUUUGCGAAACCUGUGAUGACCCACCAGCCCUGAAGGGGGAGGUUUGUUGGAACAAGAUGGAGCAACACAGGGCCCUGCCCUCACUUCCCCUCUGCCUCACCAUCCCGUCCCUCCGUCUUCCCCGUGCUCCGUGGUGGACAUGGUCCAGGAGAGACAGGACACAACACCGUCCACAAGGGAACUCCAUCUGUGAGGGGACAGCUUUCCCAGACCCUCGGCUCCUCACUCACGUUCAUGGACAACCUCUGCCCCCACCCUUGCUGGCCUGCUCUGAUCCAUGAGAAACAUCUAAGCUGACAUGUUUUUCCCUUAGGACGGUGUUAAACUUUUUGAAGGACACCCAGAAGAAUGUUCUCGGUGUGAUCUUUUAGCCCUUUCCCUGCUGGCUCGGUGCUGCACCCUCUGUGUGUUCCCCACGCGGUGUCAGAGCACAGUCAGGCACUCUGUGUGUUUCUGUGUGUGUGCACGCAUUCAAGGAAAUCGGGUAUCAAGAUGAAUGACUGAACUCAUGGCCAGCUGGCCUCACCGAGCCCCUCACAGCUAUUCUGUGGGUCCCCUGUGGUUCACAGACUGGGAGAAAUUACGCUGUGGUCAAGGGCAGCCCGAGCAUGGGGCAGCAGGUGGGCCUUUGACCUAUGUCCAGGGCAGAUGCAGAGGACCUGUGGGAGAGGCAGAUGCUGGAGCCCUGGGCAGGUGGGCGAGAGGUUGGGGCUGGCCCAGGGCUGCCACUGCUACGGUGACAUCCAGCAGGACAGAGGGCCAGGGGCAGUCAGGGAUGCCUGCCGGCCACCUCCAGCCACCUGCCAUCCAUACUGUGCUGAGCUCAAAGUCCUUCUCCAUCUGGGACAGUCUGGCAUUCACUGUCACAUCUGGGUGUCUAUGUGGCUUCUCCAGUUUUCAGAGGAGCCCGCUGCGACCCUUGGGGCUGCCUUGGAGCAGUAACUGUAAUUGGAAACACCCCCCCCCCCCAAAACUGAGCAGCGGUACAUGCUUCACAGGGACUCAUGUGUUUAAUCCUUGGAUUAAAUUUAGGCCCAUUUUGUAGAGGAGGACACAGCCCUGAGUGUGAGGCUCCUCUCCUGCAGCGAGAAGCCACCAUGUGAUCCUCUGUUACUUUCUAAAGUGACUUUGAGCCAGCUUUGACGUUUCUCUCUUAAACUGCCUGGUGUUUGUGUUCAAAUGAAAUGGGAACCGGAAGCAGAUGGAGAAGUGGUGCCCCGAGCCUUAGCUAGCGAGCCCGUCUUCUGCCCUGACGCUGGACAGAGCCCCACCCCACCACCACGCAGACCCUGGACCGCAAGCUUGGCACGUUCACUGAGCCCUAAACACAGCCGCCGCAGAGGAGACGCUGUUCCUGGGCUGGCCCACGGGGUUCAGGAAUCAGCUUCUGGAUCGAUCCGAACAACCAGGCUACAGAUUGUGCUGGACCUGUAGAAAAGACGGAUCUGAUGCCCCUUCCUGGGAUGGAAGCUGCUGAAAUAUAUAGCUCCUGACUCACUGCUCAGUGAUGGAAAGGUUCCUACAAAUGAAAGGGGAUCGGUUUCUUUUUUUGGCACACCUCUCCUUAUUCCCAAAGUAAGCUAAAGUCACUGUGAGUUCACAGGAGUCAGAGAGACAGCCCGAUGGCCCUGGUGUGUCCCUGAGUGUUGAUGGAAUGAGACAGUGGGUCCCCCAUCCUACUUGCCUGUACCCCAGCCCCUCAUUAGCCGCAUUCCUCCACUGCUAAUUUGAGUGCUGACAACUUCAAACUCAAA
This is a messenger RNA of Mustela lutreola (European mink), 3747 nucleotides long. RefSeq names its product melanophilin (gene MLPH). Gene Ontology annotation, cellular component: cortical actin cytoskeleton. The coding region runs from base 287 to 2026 and encodes 579 amino acids. Gene Ontology annotation, molecular function: actin binding; small GTPase binding; myosin binding. The record is from RefSeq and is a predicted model, not a curated record. Gene Ontology annotation, biological process: intracellular protein transport. Lineage: Eukaryota; Metazoa; Chordata; Mammalia; Carnivora; Mustelidae. The transcript has 16 exons.